AUGACUUUAACAUCUCAACCAACUUGUUAUAUGACCAACAACAAUAAACCUUGGCGAUUUCAAUUCAUUGUUUUGGAAAGUGAUUGGUGGCAUUAUGAUUUGAUUGGGUGGGCUUUGGAGACAAAUAAUAUUUAUGAGAAUGCAUUAGAUGGAGCUUAUACAUUUGAUUUUGAAAGGAAUUUCGAUGAAUAUUGGUCAGUAAGUUGACAAUUACAAAAUUCUUCUACUUCUAAUGUUCAUUUCGCAGUUCUACUAUACAAUUGUUCUCGGAUAUCGUCACAAUUGUUCAGAUGAUGGAAAAUGGAGGGAUUUUGUAUGUUUUCAAUUCGAUGUACUACGAUAUGACGGGUAAUUAUUUUUAUAUAAAAAAAGCUAUUCAAUCGUACUUUCAGAUAUGCCAUUCUGACCAAAGAUUGUGAACUUUAUAAUCAGGGAAGCAUUGUUGAAAAUAGAAGGAAGACUUUUAAAAAGAAAUUUGAUGGUUGGGAAGUUAAACCGGGAUAA
Caenorhabditis angaria is the source of this 504-nucleotide messenger RNA. The record is from the annotation of a GenBank genome assembly. Lineage: Eukaryota; Metazoa; Nematoda; Chromadorea; Rhabditida; Rhabditidae.